GGGAACAUGGAGAAAGUAAAACACCUAAUAGAAUUGCCAAAUGCAAAUGCAAACUUGACAUUGUGGAAGGCAGACAUGAACAUACAAGGAAGCUAUGAUGAAGCAGUCCAAGGUUGUGAAGGGGUGUUUCACAUGGCCACACCUAUGGAUUUUGAAUCUAAUGAUCCUGAGGUAUGUCCUUACCAGACAACUUUAAUCGACUCUAACGACAUUAUGUUAUCAAACAAUGUGUCAAGACACAAGUUAAUAGAAUACACAUUUGUUACAAAUCUUUAAGAGCUAGCUAGCUAGUUGGUGCAGUAGAUAUUACAGAAUGAGGUUAUAAAGCCAACAGUAGAUGGUAUGUUGAGCAUAAUAAGAUCAUGUGCCAAAGCCAAAACAGUGAAGAAAUUGAUCUUCACAAACUCAGCUGGGGCAUUGAAUGCCGAAGAACACCAAAAACCAGUCUACGACGAAACCAACUGGAGUGACCUGGAUUUCAUAUACUCCAAGAAAAUGACUGGAUGGAUGUAUUUUGUGUCCAAGAUUUUGGCUGAGAAGGAAGCAAUGAAGGCAGCUAAAGAGAGCAACAUUAACUUCAUAAGCAUUAUACCAACUGUGGUAGUUGGUCCAUUUAUCAUGCCCACCUUACCACCUAGCCUAAUCACUGCACUUUCCCCCAUCACUGGAAAUGAAGCUCAUUACUCUAUCAUAAAGCAAUGUCAGUUUGUGCAUGUCGAUGAUUUGUGUGAGGCCCACAUUUUAAUGUUUGAGCAUCCAACAGCACAAGGAAGAUACAUUUGCUCUUCCGAUGAUGCAACCAUAUAUGACCUAGCAAACAUGAUCAGAGAAAAAUGGCCCGAAUAUCACAUCCCAACCGAGUUUGAAGGCAUAGACAAGGACAUACCAUUGGUGCAUUUCUCUUCCGAGAAACUGAAGGCCACGGGAUUUUCGUUCAAGUACACGUUAGAGGACAUGUACAGAGGUGCAAUCGAGACUUGUAGAGCAAAAGGUUUGCUCCCACAUUCAACUCAAAUUCACACCUAUAGCGAUGAGAAGGCCAAACCCAAUGAUCAAGGGAGAAAGCUAAUUCCAACUUUGCAAGAAAACUAUUCUAAAAUCCUAACUAAUGGAGACGAGGAGAAGAAUCUGCUUCCAAAUUCAAAGGGAAAGGAGGUUGGGGAAUGAGAGAAUGGCCUGCUGUUGGACAUUGCAUACAACCAACACUCGGGAUCUGGAAGAUGGAGAUAAUCGUGAUAUUUUUUCGACCGAAAAGCUCAUUCUUAUACCCAUUUUGCG
Messenger RNA from Striga asiatica, 1278 nucleotides. NCBI's taxonomy places the organism in Eukaryota, Viridiplantae, Streptophyta, Magnoliopsida, Lamiales, Orobanchaceae. The record is from the annotation of a GenBank genome assembly.